Eupeodes corollae is the source of this 682-nucleotide messenger RNA. RefSeq names its product ubiquitin-60S ribosomal protein L40 (gene RpL40). Bases 143 to 529 code for a protein of 128 amino acids. Lineage: Eukaryota; Metazoa; Arthropoda; Insecta; Diptera; Syrphidae. Gene Ontology annotation, cellular component: cytoplasm; ribosome; nucleus. The transcript has 2 exons. Gene Ontology annotation, molecular function: ubiquitin protein ligase binding; structural constituent of ribosome; protein tag activity. Gene Ontology annotation, biological process: modification-dependent protein catabolic process; translation; protein ubiquitination. The record is from RefSeq and is a predicted model, not a curated record.
GCCAUAAAUUAAAAAAAUUCAACGUUGGCAGUUCUCUUAAAAAACAUGGCAGUUCGUUCAUAAAAAUUUCCCGCCAUCUUGGAAAACUUCUUUUCAAUUUGUGAUUGGCAUUUGGUGCACGUUUUAAAGAAACAAAUCCAAAAUGCAGAUCUUCGUUAAGACACUUACUGGAAAAACGAUUACCUUGGAGGUUGAACCCUCUGACACAAUCGAAAAUGUCAAAGCUAAGAUUCAAGACAAGGAGGGAAUUCCCCCAGACCAACAGCGUUUGAUCUUCGCCGGAAAGCAAUUGGAAGAUGGUCGUACUUUGUCCGACUACAACAUCCAGAAGGAGUCUACCCUCCAUUUGGUACUCCGUCUGCGUGGUGGUAUCAUUGAACCAUCUCUACGUAUUUUGGCUCAAAAAUACAAUUGCGAUAAGAUGAUUUGCCGCAAGUGCUACGCCAGGUUGCACCCAAGAGCCACAAAUUGCCGCAAGAAGAAGUGUGGACACACCAACAACUUGCGUCCCAAGAAGAAGUUGAAGUAGACGACUGGAAUUGUGUCUGCUUGCUGCUUUCUUUUUUUUAAUUUUUCUAUGGUCUUGCAUUGGAGAAGACACCCAAACACCUUCUUCCAUGUGGAGUUGCAGAAAUUCUUUUUGUAAAAUAAAUUGUGUCGCUUGAGUUGACUCAUAGAAAAA